Messenger RNA from Labrus bergylta (ballan wrasse), 1023 nucleotides. RefSeq names its product ribonuclease P/MRP 30 subunit (gene rpp30). Gene Ontology annotation, biological process: translation; tRNA processing. Gene Ontology annotation, cellular component: ribosome; nucleolar ribonuclease P complex. NCBI's taxonomy places the organism in Eukaryota, Metazoa, Chordata, Actinopteri, Labriformes, Labridae. The record is from RefSeq and is a predicted model, not a curated record. Gene Ontology annotation, molecular function: structural constituent of ribosome; RNA binding.
CAGUUCCCGUCAGGCCUUGCGGCUCCACACGUGUGUUUGGAGAUCAGUGAGCGGCAGUCAGCAGCAUCAUGUCUGUGUUUAUGGAUUUAAACUUGAGCUACACGAACGAUAAGAGCCGCAUGCAGAGUCUGAUAGAGACCGCAGCUCACCUCGGUUACUCCACAGUCGCCAUCAACUACACGUACGAACUGACGAUAAAAAAGUCAAAGGUUCCCGUCCCGACACCGAUCAAGGAUCUGAUGGAGAAGCUGCCCAUCGUACAGGGUCGCUGUCGUCCAAUCAGAGUGCUGAACAGACUGACAGUGGUGAUGUCAGAGCAGUGCCACUUUAAAAAGACCGGUCGAGAGUUCAGUGCGUACGACCUGCUGGCCGUGCAACCCGCCACAGAGAAGCUGUUCCAUGUGGCGUGUUUCACCCUGGAUGUUGACAUCAUCUGUAUCUCAGUGACAGAAAAACGACCUUUCAUCAUCAAGAGAAGUCCGGUCAACGGGGCGGUGGAGCGCGGCAUCAUGUUCGAGGUCUCGUACUCUGCAGCCAUCAGAGACUCCACCAUGAGGCGCUACACCAUCGCCAACGCCGUCUCUCUGGUGGAAACGUGUAAGGGGAAGAAUUUGAUCCUGUCGAGUGCAGCAGAGAAGCCUCUGGAGCUCAGAGGACCGUACGACAUCAGUAACCUAGGUUUGCUGUUCGGUCUUUCUGACGGAGACGCUAAAGAAGCCGUCUCCUCCGCCUGUCGAUCCGUCGUGCUGCACGGAGAGACGAGGAAGACGGCCGGCGGGAUCGUUCACACCAUGAAGUGCUGCAGUGAGACUCCCGACCAGCAGGAGGCGCCACCUGCAGACUGUGAAGCUCCCGCAGCCAAGAGAGCUAAACAGCUGACUGAGUGAUUGACAGCUGAGGAGGGCGGGGCUUCCAGAUUCUGGUUGUUAUUUUUGUUUUUUUACAAACUGUUGAGAUUUAAGUUUUUAUGUUCAGACAUUUAAAAAAAGCAGAAACUGAAUAAACAGUUUAUUUUUUGUCAGA